This is a messenger RNA of Paramecium sonneborni, 1156 nucleotides long. The record is from the annotation of a GenBank genome assembly. Lineage: Eukaryota; Ciliophora; Oligohymenophorea; Peniculida; Parameciidae.
AUGGGAAAUUGUAAUAACAGCAAAGAUGUAAAUUUUGAUGAUGUUUCAUGUAAUUAAAUCUAACAUUAUAUUUAAUAGUUUGUAAAAGUGAUUUUAAAAUGCUUUUUGUUAUUGGAAGAGGUGGAUUUGGGAAAGUUUGGAAAGCUGAGAACAAAAAGACAAAAUAAUAAUAUGCAAUAAAAGAAAUGAGUAAAUGCAAGUAACUAUUAUUUAAUCAUUUAGAAUUAUAAAUAAAAAGAGUAUCAGUUCUGUAAUGAAUGAAAAAUAUUUAUUAAGUAAUUUAAGACAUUCGUAAUUAAUAUAAUAUAAUUAGAUUUUUAGUUAACAUGCAUGCAUCAUUUUAGGAUAGAGAAAAUUUAUAUUUAGUUAUGGAUUUGAUGUAAGGAGGAGAUUUAAGAUACCAUUUAUGUAAUUAGAAACGAUUUACUGAAAAACAAACAAGUAUUUCUUAAUUAUUAAAUUAUUUUAAGAGUUCUUUAUAGUUUGUAUCUUAAUAGCAUUAGAUUAUUUGCAUACAAAUACAAUUUUACAUAGAGAUAUUAAACCAGAGAAUUUAGUUUUUGAUAGAAAUGGUUAUAAAUCUAAAUUUAAAUUAGGUUAUUUAAAUUUAACAGAUCUAGGUGUAGCCAGAAUCUGGAAACCUGAUAAUGAAAAUGAUACAAGCGGAACUCCAGGUUAUAUGGCUCCAGAAGUCAUGUGUAGAUAAAUUCAUGGAGUAGCAUCAGANAUUCUUUCUUCAACACUUUGAUGGACCAUGCUAUACCAAAUGAUUUAAAAAAAAUCAUGGAAUCUGCAAUGAAGGGUAUAAUUAUAAGUCUAACAAAAAUAGGAUCAGACUUUUUUAAUGAGUAGGACCCUAGUUAGAAAUCUAAUCCAAAAAACACACUUAAAGAAACUUAAAAAAAAUUUAUUGAUGAAACUAAGCGUUUAGAAUUGUAUUAUCAUAAUCCAAAUAUUUAGUUAUAUGUUUGAUAUGGCUAAAAACUUUGAAAAAGUUAGAUAAUAAAGUUUUACAUUAGAACAAUUAAAAUAGGAAGCCUUAAAGGAUAUAUCCCCAAGGACAUUUGCUUAAUAUUUAGUGAAUAUGAACUAAGAAAUAUAAGCUAAUGUAAUUAAAGAAGAAGAUGCAGAUUUAUCAUCACUAUAGUCACCUUGA